Messenger RNA from Histoplasma mississippiense, 1071 nucleotides. RefSeq lists its product with no specific name. Lineage: Eukaryota; Fungi; Ascomycota; Eurotiomycetes; Onygenales; Ajellomycetaceae. The transcript has 3 exons. Bases 1 to 1071 code for a protein of 356 amino acids. Gene Ontology annotation, molecular function: D-amino-acid oxidase activity; FAD binding. The record is from RefSeq and is a predicted model, not a curated record.
AUGGCCAAUUCCGAGAAGCAAACCAUUGUGGUGAUCGGGGCAGGGAUAAUUGGAGUGACCUCAGCAUUGACCCUCCUCGAGACCCUUCCACGUCAAAAAUACCACAUCCUCCUAGCUUCCGAGUACUUCUCUACAGACGAUGGACCUAACCCUUCAUAUGCAACCACACUUUCUGGUGCUCAUUACCGGCCCAUCCCAGCCACAACGCCACAGCUGAAAUAUGAAUCCCAUCUGGGAAAACGAACCUACAAACGCUUUAAGGACCUGGCCGCAGCGCACCCAGAGUUCGGUGUGGAGUUUAUGGAGGGCAUUGAGUAUGUAUCGGGAGAGGCUACCUCGUCCUACAGAGCUAUGUUACCGGAGUAUGUCGGGACGGACGGGUUCCGUGUCCUACAAGCCGAUGAAAUGCCGGAAGGUGUGGAAUUUGGAGCUAGGUACGAGGCAUACACAGUUGACCCGGAUGUAUAUAUGAUGCACAUCCUGCGGCGGUUUAAGCUUGGCGGAGGAGAGGCACGUCGAAUGCGACUGAAGUCUGUCAAGGAGGCAUUCGAGAUCAACGGACAUGAAAAAGCAAAGAUAGUGGUUAACUGCACUGGAGUUGGAAUUGAUGAUCCGAAAUCUUUCGUCAUUAAGGGACAAACAUGCCUUGUUUCGAACCAUUGCGAUAAAACCAUAACACAACAACUGGCGGACGGCACUUGGUCAUUUCUCAUACCCCGCCCCUUAAACGGCGGCACCAUUGUGGGCGGUACAAAACAGCCCAAUGACUGGAGCCCGGUGCCAUCUCUUGCUGUUCGCGAACAAUUGCUCAAAAACGCAGCGAAACUAUAUCCCUCUAUUUUAAACAAACAGGGCCAGUUCGAUGUAAUUCGGGAUAUUGUGGGACUCCGUCCGGCAAGACAAGGCGGUAUGCGUCUGGAAUUAGAGACACUGCCCGGUGGCAACCGCAAGAUCGCCCAUGCAUAUGGGCUUGCUGGGAGAGGCGUGGAGUUGAGCUGGGGAGUGGCAGAGGAAGUAUUGAGGCUGGUGCAAACUGCGCUGGACGAUGAAGGACUUUGCAGCAAGCUAUGA